Molecule: messenger RNA, 525 nt
Organism: Kockovaella imperatae
Lineage: Eukaryota; Fungi; Basidiomycota; Tremellomycetes; Tremellales; Cuniculitremaceae
Exons: 1
Coding region: 1-525 (174 amino acids)
Source: RefSeq, a predicted model, not a curated record
AUGCCGGACACCACUCAAGACACCGCCAACUGGACGAAUCCCUCCUGCGACUGUCCCGCUCAUCGAAUUUAUGGCCAGUCUGAUGUCCCUCGAUUCACUGAACCGUUGGCUCUCUCCUCCAGAUUCGACUAUUCGAAUGGCAAGUCCAAGCGGUAUUGUUUCCCAACGUGCGCUAGGAUGGCCUUCCACACUGCAUUGCAUACGUGGGCAGCUAGAGAGAGCACACCUUUCACCAUUCCCCAGUGUUCGUUUGCCCAUCCAAAAGUGCAAGAGCUCUACGAAUGCUCUCCUGAAGCUAUCGAGAAGGCAGUCCCGGGGUACUGGCAGGAUGCGUUGUUACUAGAAUCGGUCGAGACCAAUACGAAUGAGGGGUUUAUCAACGGCGCAAAGGGGUCGAUUCUGCCCCUGGACAAGACGGUGUCCGUAGAAGAGAGUCUGAGACGAUGGAAAGAUUUUGAGACGGACCAGGGAACCCUGUCAAGCGUGGGCUGUAAUGAGACAAACAAAGCAAUGUUGCACGUUUGA